UGCCGGCGAGCGGCGGGAGAUGCUGGAGGUUCGCGAGCCGAAGUGGCUGCAGCUGGCGCCGCGUCUGCCCCGCGUGCCCGGAGCGGAUUCUGCCCGCCGCCCCCGUAGCCCUCGGCGCCCCCACUGAACCCGCGAUCGCAUCCUCCCUGUGACCGACCAGCGCUGCAGGUGCGGGCUCAGAGCCCGGCAAUGCCGUUUGGGUGUGUGACUCUGGGCGACAAGAAGAACUAUAACCAGCCAUCGGAGGUGACUGACAGAUAUGAUUUGGGACAGGUCAUCAAGACUGAGGAGUUCUGUGAGAUCUUCCGGGCCAAGGACAAGACAACAGGCAAGCUGCACACCUGCAAGAAGUUCCAGAAGCGGGAUGGCCGCAAGGUGCGGAAGGCAGCAAAGAACGAGAUAGGCAUCCUCAAGAUGGUGAAGCAUCCGAACAUCCUGCAGUUGGUGGAUGUGUUUGUGACUCGCAAGGAGUACUUUAUCUUCCUGGAGCUGGCCACGGGGAGGGAGGUGUUUGACUGGAUCCUGGACCAGGGCUACUACUCGGAGCGAGACACGAGCAACGUGGUGCGGCAGGUCCUGGAGGCAGUGGCCUACCUGCACUCACUCAAGAUCGUGCACAGGAACCUCAAGCUGGAGAACCUGGUUUACUACAACCGACUGAAGAACUCAAAGAUCGUCAUCAGCGACUUUCACCUGGCUAAGCUAGAGAAUGGCCUCAUCAAGGAGCCCUGUGGGACCCCCGAAUACCUGGCCCCAGAGGUGGUAGGCCGGCAGCGGUAUGGACGCCCUGUGGACUGCUGGGCCAUUGGAGUCAUCAUGUACAUCCUGCUUUCAGGGAAUCCACCUUUCUAUGAGGAGGUAGAGGAAGAUGACUAUGAGAACCACGACAAGAAUCUCUUCCGCAAAAUCCUGGCUGGCGAUUAUGAGUUUGACUCUCCAUACUGGGAUGACAUUUCACAGGCAGCCAAAGACCUGGUCACAAGGCUGAUGGAGGUGGAGCAAGACCAGCGGAUCACUGCAGAAGAGGCCAUCUCCCAUGAGUGGAUUUCUGGCAAUGCUGCUUCUGAUAAGAACAUUAAGGAUGGUGUCUGUGCCCAGAUUGAAAAGAACUUUGCCAGAGCUAAGUGGAAGAAAGCUGUCCGAGUGACCACCCUCAUGAAACGGCUCAGGGCCCCAGAGCAGUCUGGCACGGCUGCAGCCCAGUCUGCUCCAGGCACAGACACUGCCACCCCUGGGGCUGCAGGCGGGGCCACGGCUGCAAGUGCAGCUGCCUCAGCCCUUGGGGGCAGUGCCACCCCAGCCACAGCGGGUGAUGCUACAAAGAGCGAGAACGUGGCCCCCGCCGACCGUAGUGCCACCCCAGCCACAGAUGGCAGUACCACCCCAGCCACUGACGGGAGCGUCACCCCAGCCACCGAUGGGAGCAUCACCCCAGCCACCGAUGGGAGUGUCACCCCAGCCACUGACAGAAGUGUUACUCCAGCCACUGAUGGGAGAGCCACACCAGGCGUGGAAGAGAGCACCGUGCCCACCACCCAAAGUAGUGCCACACCGGCUGCCAAGGCUGUUGCCACCCCUGAGCCGGCUUUGACCCAGCCGGACAGCACAGCCCCAGGGGGCGCAACAGGCCAGGCUCCACCCUCUAGUAAAGGGGAAGAGGCUGCUGGCUGUGCCCAGGAGUCUCGGAGGGUGGAGACCAGCUGAGGGGGCAGGCUGUGGGGGGCGGGGGAUGGGCAGGAGGGUGGGAGAGUGGAUGAGGGGCUUCUCACUGUACAUAGAGUCACUGGCAUGAUGCCCUCGCUCCCCCCCCGCCCCUGCCUCCCAGCAUGGGGCAUGUCUGGGGGCCGCAGGAGACCAGUCUCAUCUCCUGUGUGUAUGUGCGUGAGUGAUGGGCAGGCCAGAGGCGGGACCAGCCCUAGCCCCUGCAUGGAUUCCUUGUGGCUUUUUCUGUCUUUUGCUAGCUUCAUCAGUUUCUGUUUCUUGUGGGAUGCUGCUCUAGGGAUACUCAGGAGGUCCCUGCUCCCCUGCCCCCCUCCCCUCUCUGCCUCACAGUUCCCCCCCACCCAGGCAGGCCCUGAAGGUCCCAUCCUCUCCCAGGCCCUAAAUUGGGUGGCCUUGCCCUGAGAGCUGGUCCUCCAGCGAGGCCCUGUCAGCGGUCUUAGGCUCCUGCACAUGAAGGUAUGUGCCUGUGGUGUGUGGGCUGCUCUAGGAGUGGAAACAGGCUGAUAUAGAGAAUGCUGUAAUCUCGGGCAGAAUGCUUUAAGACAAGAUGGGUCACAUGGCUGGGGGCGCUGCUUGGUAGCCAUGGGGGUCCUCAGGAGUGAAAGAGAAUGAGUUGG
Molecule: messenger RNA, 2339 nt
Organism: Bubalus bubalis (water buffalo)
Lineage: Eukaryota; Metazoa; Chordata; Mammalia; Artiodactyla; Bovidae
Gene: CAMKV
Product: CaM kinase like vesicle associated
Exons: 11
Coding region: 190-1704 (504 amino acids)
Biological process (GO): peptidyl-serine phosphorylation
Cellular component (GO): intracellular anatomical structure
Molecular function (GO): calcium/calmodulin-dependent protein kinase activity; ATP binding; calmodulin binding
Source: RefSeq, a predicted model, not a curated record